CACCUUCACAUUGGGCGGGAGUGCAGGUGAUCCUCUCCUCUCUCUCUUUCUCAUCCUCCUCCAUCAUGCAAAAGAGCAGUCGCGCAGCCCAAUUGGGACCGCGCGGGCAUGGAAAAUAUGUUUACGCCUACUUUAACAUCCGCACCAACCAAGUCCUAUACUCGUUGGAACGAACCCUACGACCAUCGCACUUGUCCCAACUGCCCGAUGCAGGCGCCAAUAAUAACCCUCCCAAGCUGCGCAAGGACAUCUGGCGACCGCUCUUCACCGUCUCCGUCCCCGACCAACGACAAGGUCUUCAGCUGUUCGAGCUGCUGCGCGAAUACCGUAUGCUCCACGAAACGAAUUGGGAACUUACCGAGGAGAUCAAACGUCCAUAUACCGAAAAGCAGAUAGAGAAGCUAAAGGAGAAGCUGCAAAAUCGAGGCGGAUGCAAAAAGGAAACCGUCUUCGACGUCAUCAAGCGGGAAAAGAAGAAGAUGCGCGCCAAAAUGGUCAUGGACCAGAAGGCAAAUAGCGUAGCCGACUUGGCUACUAUCUUAUUGCGGCAGGAGCGGCAAGGGAUGCUUUUGGCGCAACAGCAGCGCAAUGCGACGCGAACGCGGAAAAGGCAGAUGAUAGAUGAGAUCUGCAGUCUGGCCGUGACCGACGAGCGUGGCAUGGCAAAGUUGGAAGCCAAGAUUGCGGAAUGGGAUGCACAGGUCCGAGAGCAUCUCGAAAGAAGUCUGGAUAAGACCAACCCAAUGAAGCAACGAAUGGAUGAAGAUAAAAAGAGGCGGAAAGCAAAAGUAGUUCGGGACCACAUGGUGCUAAAGAGAAAGAAGAUCCUCUUUGCCAAGAAAGCUGUGAAGGCUGCAGAGCAACGAGCUCCCGAAGAGAUGCGCGCACAGGCAACCACUACUCCCACGGAACCAGUCGACUGGAAACAAUACAUCGAACCCUACCCCACCGAGCUCGAUCCUAUCCGCGCAGUGCAAGAAGGUAUUACAAUGAACCUGAAGAAGAAGGGUAACUUCAUCACCGGAGCAGAGCUCAAGGACAUCAAACUGUUGAGGGCUCCUGUCUUCACCAUGGAUGGCAUAUCUGUCAAAUGGUCCAAUGCCCUCGAUGCAGAGUAUGCAGAAGAGUGGCCCGGGAAAGUGCAACACGACUUUAUGGGACUAGUGAGAAAUACUGCCCCGAGGCCUGAUCAGGAGAGAGCAGAUACUGUGACAGACUUGAAGAUUGGCAUGUGGAAAAGUCGGAGUGCCAAUUGGGAUGCUGCACUGCAGCGAUCUGUAGCAGAGCAAGAACAAGGAGUGGAGGAAGAUGGCCAAGUCGCGGAAAAUUCAUCACAAGAGCAAGAUCGAAAGGCUGUACUUUCGGAUAUCAAGGAGCAGAUCCUAAGGGACGUGAAAUUGAAGGCCGGGAGACCGGUGUGGAUUUGGCGGAGGGAGGAGAAGAGAAUGCAGAAGCAGGAGCGGAGGAACCGUUCUGUGGCCACUUCUGCUUCGCCUACGGGAGGGCAAAUGCAAGUCGAUAUGGCUGCUGAGCCGACGAGUGCAGAGAAUGCGCCGACUUUGUAGACGAGGAUCUUCGGUUCAUUCGGAAGUGCAGAGCUCGUGUACAUAUAUAUGUCCACUAUACCUGGAGUUGUCUAUACCAUACCUGGACUACUUGUAUCAAAUGAGGUACAAAGUUACACGUCGCCAUCUCCGGCCUGGCGUCUCUUCCCACUUUAUAUGACAACGACACACCUUAUCUUUCCCAUGCCACUGCGAGAUGGCGAGAUUGAAAAGCCAGAGACGGCAAGACAUCGCUGGCGCCGAGAAGUCGCAUGGACUGCGAUUGAACAGCUGGCCGUCCCAGCCUGUAUAGUUCUCAUGAUUGGCUGGAAGCGCAAUCCCAAUCAUCCGGACUUGGAAGCAGAUGGUCUUGAAUGUACUUUGCGGUCUCUCGUGGAGCAUCAUGCAAGCCAC
Sphaerulina musiva SO2202 is the source of this 1958-nucleotide messenger RNA. RefSeq lists its product as uncharacterized. The transcript has 2 exons. Gene Ontology annotation, cellular component: nucleus; mitochondrial large ribosomal subunit. Gene Ontology annotation, biological process: DNA recombination; positive regulation of mitochondrial DNA replication. The record is from RefSeq and is a predicted model, not a curated record. NCBI's taxonomy places the organism in Eukaryota, Fungi, Ascomycota, Dothideomycetes, Mycosphaerellales, Mycosphaerellaceae. The coding region runs from base 66 to 1565 and encodes 499 amino acids. Gene Ontology annotation, molecular function: structural constituent of ribosome; single-stranded DNA binding; DNA strand exchange activity.